Molecule: messenger RNA, 1305 nt
Organism: Knipowitschia caucasica
Lineage: Eukaryota; Metazoa; Chordata; Actinopteri; Gobiiformes; Gobiidae
Source: the annotation of a GenBank genome assembly
AUGAACAAGAUGUAUGGUCUGUGUGUCCGCGCUGCUCGCCAAACAGCACGAUCAAAGUCAUUUAAGCUGCUUCAACGUAGAGGCUUCAGGUUAUCUUCGUGUGACUCUACGCUGGAAAAGCCACAGUUCCCCGGAGCCUCUGCUGAGUUUGUGGACAGUCUCGAGUUCAUCGAGCCCAAUGUCAUCUCUGGGAUCCCAGUGUACCGCGUAAUGGAUCGCCAAGGCAACAUCAUCAACCCCUCCCAAGAUCCAGGGCUUCCAAAGGAAACGGUUUUAACAUUUUAUCAAAAGAUGACACUCCUGAACACAAUGGACCGUAUCCUGUAUGAGUCACAGAGACAGGGUCGAAUCUCUUUUUAUAUGACCAAUUAUGGUGAAGAGGGGACACACAUUGGUAGUGCUGCUGCUCUUGAUCCAAGUGACAUUGUGUUUGGUCAAUACCGGGAAGCAGGAGUUCUGAUGUACCGGGGUUUUCCUUUGGACAGCUUCAUGGCUCAGUGCUAUGCCAACGCGGAUGACCUGGGAAAGGGUCGUCAGAUGCCUGUUCACUAUGGCUCUAAAGAACUCAACUUUGUCACUAUCUCUUCACCACUGGCUACACAGAUUCCCCAGGCGGCUGGAGCGGCUUAUGCUGUUAAGAGAGAAAACGCCGACCGGGCUGUGAUCUGUUACUUCGGAGAGGGGGCGGCAAGUGAAGGAGAUGCACAUGCCGGUUUUAACUUCUCUGCCACUCUUGAAUGUCCUAUCAUAUUCUUCUGCCGCAACAACGGAUAUGCAAUUUCAACGCCUACCAAUGAACAAUACAGAGGGGAUGGAAUUGCUGCUCGAGGACCUGGUUAUGGUAUGCUUUCAAUUAGAGUGGAUGGAAAUGAUGUAUUUGCCGUUUACAAUGCAACCAAGGAAGCACGGCGAAGGGCUGUAGCAGAAAACCAACCCUUUCUAAUUGAAGCAAUGACUUACAGAAUUGGCCAUCACAGUACAAGCGAUGACAGCUCUGCAUACCGUUCUGUGGAUGAGGUGAACUACUGGGACAAGCAGGACCAUCCCAUCUCUCGGCUCAGGCACUACAUGGCGACUCGGGGCUGGUGGAGCGAAGACGACGAGCGGAGCUGGAGGAAGCAGUCCCGCAAGACCGUGAUGGAGGCGUUCGAGAAGGCAGAGAAGCGCCUGAAGCCAAACCUGGAACUGCUUUUCACUGAUGUGUACCACGAGAUGACCCCGCAGCUAGACAAGCAGAAGGCGGCUCUAUGGAGGCAUGUCCAGCAGUAUAAGGAGCACUACCCUGUGGAUCUGUACGAAAAAUAA